UCUUGUUUCGCGUCACGUGACCUUACAGCUGUGGGAGAUCGAAUGGUUCGAAAUGGGUUUGAAAUGUGGAUCUUCGGUUAUGGAUCCUUGAUGUGGAAAGUGGAUUUUCCUUUCGAAAGGAACGAGAUCGGAUAUAUCAAAGGUUAUUUGAGAAGAUUCUGGCAAGGGAGCGAAGAUCAUCGCGGCGUGCCAGGAAAGCCUGGAAGAGUUGUAACUUUAAUUUCAUCUCCAGAUCCUGAGUCACGUGUAUGGGGAGUUGCAUACAAGAUAUCAGCCGAAGAUGCAGAAUAUGUCAAAGCUCAUUUGGAUUUUCGUGAAAAGGGCGGUUACGAAAAAGUCAACGUGACGUUCUUUCCGAAGGACAGAAAUGUAGAAUCAUUCGAUCUCACAAUAUACGUCGGCAACGAAAAUAACCCUUAUUUUUUGGGUCCCGCACCGAUUCACGAAAUGGCACGACAGAUUUACGAAAGCGAAGGCCCGAGCGGUAAAAAUACCGAAUAUUUAUUUAAUUUAGCCGAAACGAUGAGAAAAUUGAUACCAGAAGCGAACGACGAUCAUCUAUUCGAAUUGGAUGUAGAAGUUAAGAAACUCGUAAACAAAUAUAAAUACAAAUUUAAGUGAAUGUAACCAUAUCGCCGGAUCUACUUUUACUUAUUAAAAUUUGGGAUUUUAAUUUCUUAA
This is a messenger RNA of Centruroides sculpturatus (bark scorpion), 681 nucleotides long. RefSeq names its product putative glutathione-specific gamma-glutamylcyclotransferase 2. Gene Ontology annotation, biological process: glutathione catabolic process. The transcript is spliced from 3 exons. The record is from RefSeq and is a predicted model, not a curated record. Gene Ontology annotation, cellular component: cytoplasm. NCBI's taxonomy places the organism in Eukaryota, Metazoa, Arthropoda, Arachnida, Scorpiones, Buthidae. The coding region runs from base 43 to 621 and encodes 192 amino acids. Gene Ontology annotation, molecular function: gamma-glutamylcyclotransferase activity; glutathione specific gamma-glutamylcyclotransferase activity.